AUGUGUUUCGUGACGCUUUACGCUUUACGUAGGUAUGUUCUCGUCUUUUUCGACGAUAUCUUAAUAUACAGUUCAAACAGGGAUCAACAUUAUCACCAUUCAAAUGCGGUGUUUCAAACCUUAGCCACAAACAAACUGUUUGCAAAAUAUUCGAAGUGCAUUUUUGGUGUAGACUCGGUCUCCUAUCUGGGCCAUAUCAUUUCACCUAAAGGUGUCGAGGCUGAUCCAGACAAGUUACAAGCAAUCCAAUCUUGGUCUGAACCAUCAUCUCUCACCACUCUCAGAGGUUUCCUUGGGUUAAUCGGUUAUUACCGGCGUUUUGUCCGGGACUAUGCUCUAAUUGCCGCACCCCUUACUGAUUUGCUCAAACAUACAGUCUUUAAAUGGACACAUGUUGCAUCUCGUGCUUUUGAACAGCUUAAAAGCUCUAUGGUAUCUCUUAUUACCCUCACUCUACCAAAUUUUAAUAGACCCUUUGAGGUCACCACUGAUGCAUCGAAUGUGGCGAUUGGUGAGGUCUUAUCACAAGAGGAUAAACCCAUUGCUUUUUAG
Messenger RNA from Helianthus annuus (common sunflower), 552 nucleotides. RefSeq lists its product as uncharacterized. The coding region runs from base 1 to 552 and encodes 183 amino acids. The record is from RefSeq and is a predicted model, not a curated record. The transcript has a single exon. Lineage: Eukaryota; Viridiplantae; Streptophyta; Magnoliopsida; Asterales; Asteraceae.